Messenger RNA from Zea mays, 2371 nucleotides. RefSeq lists its product as uncharacterized. The record is from RefSeq and is a predicted model, not a curated record. The transcript is spliced from 18 exons. Gene Ontology annotation, biological process: photosynthesis; response to glucose; glycolytic process. Gene Ontology annotation, cellular component: cytosol. Gene Ontology annotation, molecular function: 6-phosphofructokinase activity; ATP binding; diphosphate-fructose-6-phosphate 1-phosphotransferase activity. The coding region runs from base 234 to 2084 and encodes 616 amino acids. Lineage: Eukaryota; Viridiplantae; Streptophyta; Magnoliopsida; Poales; Poaceae.
CUGAUACUCUUGCUGACACUCGAAGUUUGAAAUGAGAGAGCUCAUGGCGUGAGCGAGGGGUUGCAGGCAGCGCUCGCCUCCGCCCUUCUGGUAUAAAAGCCUCUCACGCCGCACCCACAUUUCUCACAUCACAGUGCGGGCGGCGGGCGCCACUCUCACACCUACCAGGAAACCAAUCAAAACUUAAAACCAAUCGAAAUUAGACCGGCGACGAGGAUUAGCGCUCGCCGGCGAUGGAUUCUGACUACGGCGUGCCUCGCGAGCUCUCGGAGGUGCAGAAGAAGCGCACGCUCUACCAGCCCGAGCUGCCCCCCUGCCUCCAGGGCACCACUGUCAGGGUGGAGUAUGGUGAUGCUGCAAUUGCAGCUGACCCGGCAGGUGCUCAUGUGAUCAGCCAUGCAUUCCCUCAUACCUAUGGGCAGCCUAUUGCUCAUUUUCUCAGGAAGACAGCUGUUGUCCCUGAUGCUAAGGUCAUAUCUGAACACCAGGCGGUCAGGGUUGGCAUUGUCUUCUGUGGCAGACAAUCCCCAGGAGGCCACAAUGUUGUUUGGGGGCUCUAUGAGGCUAUCAAGGCCCACAACCAAAACAGCAAACUCAUUGGUUUCCUUGGUGGAUCAGAUGGUCUGCUAGCACAGAGAACCUUGGAGAUCACUGAUAAAGUUAUUGCUUCAUAUAAAAAUCAAGGUGGAUAUGACAUGCUUGGUCGAACAAAGGAUCAGAUUAGGACGACAGAGCAGGUCAAUGGUGCUAUGGCUAGUUGCCAAGCUUUGAAGUUGGAUGCUCUGGUUAUCAUUGGAGGUGUCACUUCCAACACUGAUGCUGCUCAACUUGCCGAGACAUUUGCUGAGGCAAAGUGUGCAACAAAGGUUGUAGGUGUUCCUGUAACUUUAAAUGGGGACCUUAAGAACCAGUUUGUUGAGACAACCGUUGGCUUUGACACCAUAUGCAAGGUGAACGCACAACUUAUCAGCAAUGUAUGCACUGAUGCUCUAUCUGCUGAGAAGUAUUACUACUUUAUUCGCCUGAUGGGACGCAAGGCUUCUCAUGUGGCAUUGGAAUGUGCUCUUCAAUCACAUCCAAACAUGGUUAUCCUAGGAGAGGAGGUGGCUGCUUCCAAACUUACAAUUUUUGAUAUUACGAAGCAGAUUUGUGAUGCAGUUCAGGCAAGGGCUGAAAAAGACAAGAACCAUGGGGUUAUUCUUAUUCCUGAGGGCCUUGUGGAGAGUAUUCCUGAACUAUAUGCUCUGCUUCAGGAAAUCCAUGGCCUCCAUGGCAAAGGUGUUUCUGUUGAGAAUAUCUCUUCUCAGCUUUCACCUUGGGCAUCUGCACUCUUUGAGUUUUUGCCCCCUUUUAUCAGGAAGCAGCUACUACUACAUCCUGAAUCUGAUGAUUCAGCUCAACUUUCCCAGAUUGAGACUGAAAAGCUGCUAGCCCAGUUAGUUGAGACUGAGAUGAACAGACGUUUGAAGGAGGGCACUUACAAAGGAAAGAAGUUUAAUGCAAUCUGUCACUUCUUUGGCUACCAAGCUAGGGGAGCACUGCCUUCAAAGUUUGAUUGCGAUUAUGCCUACGUUUUGGGGCAUGUGUGCUACCACAUCAUAGCUGCCGGAUUGAACAGUUACAUGGCUACGGUGACAAAUCUUAAGAAUCCAGUGAACAAGUGGCGAUGCGGCGCGACUCCUAUUUCGUCUAUGAUGACUGUGAAGCGAUGGUCGCGUGGCCCUUCAGCCACCCAAAUUGGAAAGCCCGCUGUUCACAUGGCUAGCGUUGACUUGAAAGGAAAAGCAUACGAUGUGUUGAGACAGAAUUCUUCCAGCUUUUUGUUGGAAGAUGUCUACAGAAACCCAGGCCCGCUCCAGUUUGAAGGACCAGGUGCCGAUUCAAAGCCUAUUUCAUUGUGCGUUGAGGAUCAAGACUAUAUGGGCAGAAUAAAAAAGUUGCAGGAAUACUUGGAGAAGAGGAUUGUGAAGCCUGGGUGCUCGCAGGAUGUUCUUAAAGCGGCGCUGAGUGCCAUGUCUUCUGUGACGGAAACACUGAACAUCAUGACUUCAUCUUCUACCGGCCAGACUCCACUGAGUCAUUAGGUACCAUUUCAUGGUAUGGAUCAUAAUCCCCACUUUUUUCAGUGGUGGCGAUUAACGAGUUUAGGAACAGCAACCCUGGUAUCAUACGGGUUAUUCUUUUGUAGCCUUUUGGAGAGUUCUAUCGGUUUUGGAUUCGGUAGUUUAUGAAGGCUUGUUGAUGAGUUUGAGCUCGAAUAGCUUUUGAAACAGCCGGAUGAUGCCAUCUUUAAUAAACCAAAUUCUGUGACUGCAUUCACAUUUCUGUCAGUCACCUGAGUGAGAAAAUGUGAGUCUCAGCAAUCUCUUCA